Octopus bimaculoides (California two-spot octopus) is the source of this 1002-nucleotide messenger RNA. RefSeq lists its product as uncharacterized. The record is from RefSeq and is a predicted model, not a curated record. Lineage: Eukaryota; Metazoa; Mollusca; Cephalopoda; Octopoda; Octopodidae.
UUUCACUUCUUUCGCAACUUCUCGUCGCCCUUCACCACAAGUCUCCAGACUUCACAUUUUUCGUGUGUGUUGUUACGUGGCGAAAAGAACGUCGAACGAAGAAGAGAAACAGUGAGAGAGAGAGAGAGAGAGAGAGAGAGAGAGAGAGAGAGAGAGAGAGAGAGAGAGAGAGAGUCAGGCGGAGACGGAGAAUGUGUGAAGGGUGGUUUAACACUCUUUAAAAAUUGGUAGCAGCGUGGCAAAGGCGAAAGAAAAAGAUUUUUUUCUUUUUUUUUUACCUUUUUUUUUUACUGGGGGUUUGAGUUUUUUAGAUUUAUAAAUUGUGGAAAAGAAAAAUAAAAGAAAAAAUAAGAUAUUAGAAACAACAUGCCUGGUACAGUAUACGUUUGGUUCGCUGUCCUUCUCUCUUACAUUGGAAUUACCAAACUAACGAUCACGGUGCUGGCUACCACAUCAGAAUCGUUCUCUGAAUCUGAAGGACCGCUUGGUCCAAAAACCUCUAUAGAAUAUGACCCCUCCUACCAAAAUAUCGCCGGACCUUACAACGAUAUGUUCCCGUUAAGCGGACAUAAUUUUACAGAGAAAUUAUUAAAAUCCAAAGAUCCAUGGAUUGUUGUUUUUCACGAUGGUUUCAUGUCUAGGAAUUGGCAGGCGAUGGCCGAGUCGUUACGUGGAGUGGUUUGGGUUGGAAUGGUUAACAGGCUCGUAGAAAAAACACUGUUGGAUGAAAUUGAAUACACCACCUUGGAAAACGCUGAAACAAUAAUCUACCCGUAUGGCGACAAAGAAUUGAAAUCACGCGAGAUUGCACGUAAUGCAAACGAUGCUAAGUUCAAAGCGUUGAAAUCUUUACCUGAUGUGACCAAACGCCUAGAUAUUAAUUCUUUACAAGGCUUCCUUCUUGAGAGUUACAUGGCCACACCGUCGCGUUUCCCAACAAUCAUAAUCACAGUCACUUUUUGGGUAUCUCUGGCUGCCGAUAAAAUCCUUUCUUUACUCUGA